AUGAAAAUAGUGUUACAAAUUUUGUUGGCUUCUUUCUUUGCCAGCGGCUACGCACAGUAUGGUGCCAUCUACGGUUUCGAGUACGGUUAUGGUCAGUUUCUUAGCUCCACGACUGGUUUGGUGGCAUCAUCAUCUUUCCUAAAGUUUGUGCUUUUUUGCAAAGGAAUUCCACCUCCCGUACCACCACCACCAUAUCCUAUUUAUCAGCCUUAUGGAUAUGUGUACGGAUAUGAUCCGCAGCCUGGUUCAGUGGAAAGCAUUGUCGGAGGAGCUUUAAUGGGUACAGCGUUCGGAUUGUUGUUUGGGAAGAAGAAGAAGAAGUAG
Molecule: messenger RNA, 324 nt
Organism: Necator americanus (New World hookworm)
Lineage: Eukaryota; Metazoa; Nematoda; Chromadorea; Rhabditida; Ancylostomatidae
Exons: 1
Coding region: 1-324 (107 amino acids)
Source: RefSeq, a predicted model, not a curated record